Canariomyces notabilis is the source of this 348-nucleotide messenger RNA. RefSeq lists its product as uncharacterized. The transcript has 2 exons. The coding region runs from base 1 to 348 and encodes 115 amino acids. The record is from RefSeq and is a predicted model, not a curated record. Lineage: Eukaryota; Fungi; Ascomycota; Sordariomycetes; Sordariales; Chaetomiaceae.
AUGUUCUUCAUAUUCACGUGUGGCGAGCACACCUUCCACAAACCAGUACAAGGCUACGAGGGACUCGUCUGCCGGUGCUACAAUUGUGGCAACUACUCGGCAGCUGUCAUCAAGUCGCAUCCAUGGUUUACGUUCUGUUUUGUUCCCGUCCUCCCGCUCUCGAUGAAGGGCUACGAAGAUGUUUCCUGCCGUAUCUGCAACUUCCAGCAACCGCUCUCACACCGACCCGAUGUCCGGGCACUUCGCGGAGGAGGUCAAGGAGCACAAAUGCAGCCCCCGCAACAUGCGCCACCACAGGGAUGGGGUACUGGACAGCCCAACCCGAACGAGCCGAUGAGGUACUCAUGA